AUGGCUAAUGACGAUAGCGACGUCAGUGCCAUCACCCUUAGCGAUGACGAUGAACCGAAGCAGAAGGUCUCCGCGCCUUCAAAACCGUCUCCAAAAGCAGCUGGUGAAGCCGUCGGUAGCAGCCGGGCCGCUGUGAGGGGAGGCUCUGGAGCCAGCAAACCCAGUCGAAAAGGACCGCGCCAAAAGGACCGCGUCGCCUUCCAGCUUGAAAACGAUGACGAUAACGACGAUGACUAUGACGGUAACGGCCUGGCCGCGGACGGUCCUCCCCGCAGCGCCGGGAACGACGAUGGUCCCGAGGAUGACGGACCCGUCGAGGACGAGUCAAAGCCGCUGGGCUGGUCUUACUUCCGCAAGCAGGAUACCAGCGAGGGCCCAGCCACAUGGGCCGAUGUGGACGCGGAGGAGCUGCGUUUCGUGGCGGAGAACUUGGUCCGCAGCACCACGAAACGCGCCAGCCAAGCGGACGACGUCAUCCAAAAGAUCUUCCAGGCAGUUCCUGGAGAUGACGAAGAUUCGCUGGUGCCGGAUCCCCUGGGACGGGGGGUCAUCGACCCGUGGACAUUGACGCUGGCCUUGGGCCGUGCUGGCGUCUCUCCAGUGCUAGGUUUUGCUUUUGUGUUCUACCUGGGGUUCGCUGACUCACUCACGCCGAGGCUGCCGCUGGCAGACGCUUCAGUCGCUGCCACCAGGGUUAUCAUUGCCGCAUGCGGGGGUGAGGGAGGCGGCGGCGGUGGCGGCGGCGGCGGUGGCGGCGGCCAGCAGGCGGCUCCGGGAGGAGGGGCGGCAGGGGUCCUGGAUGUGGGGGCUCGUAAGGUCCUUCCCAACCAGGAGGGCUUUGACCCGGAGGCUUACCUGGCUACAUUCCACUCGGAGAGCAGCAUGACCCAAUUGGAGAAGGGCCUGCGGGCCCUUAGUCGGGAGCUGUCUGAGCGGACAGGCCAGCUGAAGCUCCUCAUUCGCAAUAACUUCGACCGGUUCAUCAACUGCAAAGAUGCCAUAGACGACAUCCAUGCCAAGAUGCGCAAGACGCUCGUCCGAGGUGGCGCUGCGGGCGGUGCGGGCGGUGCGGCCGCGGCAUCGCCGUUGGCGGCAGGGCCAGGCGCGGCACAGCCCUCUACACUUCACCACCAACAACAGCAGCACCAACAACAACAGCAGCAGCAGCAACAGACCAUUGCCACUGACAAGGUCUUUCGUUCCCUGGAACAGGUGGAGGUUCAGGCACGCCGUACCUUUGCGCCCAUCCUGGAGCGCGCAGCCAAGGCAGACCGCAUCCGGGCGGUGGUCAGUCUGUUGCGGCGCUUCGACCACCUUUUCGCGGCGCCGCAGCGGGUCAUGGAGCUGGCUGGCCGUGGCGAGCUCGAGCAGGUGGUUCGGGAGUACAGGCGCGCCACCAUGCUCAUCAGGCCGACACCCACCACGGCACGAGUGUGGGUCAGCUUGUACGCGGAGAUUGAAAAGGACCGUCCGGAGUUGGGCACACCUGGCGUAGUGUACAUGGGGGGCAUUGCCGGAGUCAAUGCAUGGCAUGACGAGGGUAGUACGAACCGCGUCACGGAGGUCUACUUGGCCGUCAAGCAGCUCGUCACCGAGCCACCGCCCGAGGACCGACCCAUGGGUCAGGACGGGCCGUUGCCAACAUCCGCUGCGCUGCUGCUUAGCGGCAACAACAACACCCCCCCAAUCAGCUCACUGGUGUCAUCCGCCGCCACCAUCGGCGGGGUUGCGGUCGGUGCGUUCGGGGAGGACGCGGCGCGGCAGCGCCUGUCCCUGCUGCCCGACUACUUGCUGUUCCUCGCGCUUAUACGGCAGGAGCGGUUGCCCGCUGCCCGCGGGGAGGACCCCGUGCAGCUGUACGUCAAGCGGCUAGAAACACACGUGGUGGCGAGAAUCCAGGCUUGCGACAAGCAGCACACAGAGCAGCUGGGACAGCUGGUUACUGCAUGGAUGCGGGCCACCACCAUGUCCACCACCAUGUCCACCGCCGCCGGGGGAGGGGGGGGCAGCGGUGGCAGCAGCGCCGCCGCGGCAGCGGCGGCGGCGCUUCGCGCCGCUUCCAGCGGCGUCGCGUCCCUCCAGGCGUCCCUCACCGCGAUCCCUCGGCUGGAUCAGCCAGGGACUCAGAGCUCAGGCCGCCGAGGCGACGUCGCGGCGGCUACCGGCCCCCAAGCCGGAUCUACGGAUGCGGAUGCGACAGCGGCCGCGAAUGGCGCUCAGGACGGCCGCGGCAACAGUGCUGGCGGUGAUAGGGGUCGACCGCCAAGAAGUCCGUUGGGUAAGCGAGGCGGCGGCAAAGGAGGCGACGAAGGUGGCGACGAUGAUGAUGGCGAUGGCGACGACGGCGACGGAGGCGACGGAGGCGACGUGGACCCAGGGGGGGUGUCCUCAGACGAUCGAGACGACGAUCUGGAUGAUGAAGGCGAGGCGGCGGAGGCGGCCUUUUUGCAGUGGCAGCAAGGGGGCUUACUAGUGUCCGUGCCGUCGUCCGCAUUCCUCAGCAGCAGCAACACCGCCAACCUGCCGUACCACAUUCGUACGGAACUCCAACGGCUCGUACAGGAGCCAGGGGGGCCGACCGGCGCCGCUGGCGGAUUCGCCACGAGUCCGUGUAGUUAUCCUCUUUGUUAUGGCGGCAGCGGCACUGCCGCCGUUGCCACGGAGCCCCUGCCGUCGUCGGCGUUUACGCCGGAGCCGCACCUGACGUCAGCGCAGCGGCAGUGGGUGUCGUACGUGUGUUCGAGUUCGGCGCUGCUGACGUGGAGCGUGCCGGGGCUGUGGGCCACGUGCAACAGUCCCAAGUACGGCAACAACGCCGAUCUGAACGAUGAAGCCAGGGGGGUCUUGGAGCGGGGGCCGUCAGUGGCUCGUCGACUAGUAGAGAACUUGUGCUCCAAGUACGCGGUACGACUCAGACGGGCUGCUCAGUCUUUGGCGCGGGCGGGGCCCAUGCAGCCGGGCUUGCCGCUCAUCAUCAAGGAUGCCAGCCACUUAUGGACGUCGUUGCGCCGUGUGGGCAUUGGCGCCCGCGCGCUGUCCCCCCUGCGCGGUGCCGUAAUGGCAGCCCUGCGGGCGCAUGUACGGGUGCUAGACGAGCACCUGGGGGGUCUGCCGCAGCUGCUAUUCGGAGCAGACGACUUUCGGCUUGAGGAGUUGGGCGUGACGUUGUUGCACUACCAAUGGCCGCUGGCAGCGGUUGUGGAGGCGGCUGGGGGGGCGGGGGAGGUGCCGGGGGACUCCAGCUGGCGGCCCAUGCAGGGCUCGGUCUUUGCGUGCUUCUCCAUGCUGACCGAGGCGCUUGCCGAGUACGCCAGGGGCCUUUACAACAGCGGCAGCAGCGGCAGCAAUACCGGUCAGCGUGACGGCGGGGAGGGGGGGGACAUGAAGAGCAAGAGCGCCGCGCGUAGCAGCCUCCGGAGCAGGGCCAGCGGCAGUGUGAACUUGGAACUUGCUACCACCGGCAGCGUCGCUUCCUCGGGAAGUCCCCAAGGACCGCCACCCCCCCCUGGAGCGCCCCUGGAACCGGGAUCUCGAGCAGCCGCUGCGGCCGCCAAGCUGGACAACUCGGUGACGGCUGCUGCUACCGGCAGCUUAUUAGGCGGCGGCGGCGAGGACGGGGGACUGACCCGUGGGUCGCAGCGGUCCGCCGCUGUCGGCGCUGGAGGCAGCGAUGAUGUACGAGUGUUGUUGGUGAUUGGCAACUCGGCAGUCAUCCGUACGCGCGUCAUGCCGGGGGUGGUGGAGCGGUAUCGCAAGCUGCUCGCACCCACCUCCGAAGCUGCAGCAAUCUGCCAGCGGCGCCUCCGUGAGCUCACCUCCUCCAUGCGCCGUUCCAACGAGGCUCUGGGCUCCAGCUACCUAGGCCGCAAGGAGGCAGCCGUGGAGGCAGCAGUGCACGGCUACAUCGCCGCGGCCACUGCACCGCUGCUGCCGCCGGCUUCUGGCCCCGCCGCCGCCACCGCAGCUGCUGCUGCUGCUGCCAGUUCCGCCCCCGACAACACCACUGCCUCCAAGAGCGUGCGCAGGCGACCGAAGGGCGAGGCGGUGGUGUCGGCAGCGGCGGCGGGGUUGCUGCUGCGGGGUCCGUCCGGUCCCAGCACGGGUUGUUGCUCGUUGUUGCAGCUGCUUAUUGCGAUACACAACGAGGCGCUGGCUUACUCGCCCAGCAACCUACGCUCCUUCAUGGAAGCCCUAGCGGAGCGCCUGGUGGGCGAGCUGGCGGCCGCAUGCAGGAGACUCUCCGCCGCGGUGGCGGCAGCGAACAGCGGCGGAGGUGGAGGCGGAGGUGGUGGUGGUGGUGGUGGUGCUAGCGGCGGCAUCAGGUCCGAGACUGCGACCAGCGUGGAGCAGCUGGUGCAGCUGUGGGCUGACCUGGGGUUCCUCGUGGCUGUGCUGCGGCCGCUGCUGACGGAAACCCUGGCAGCGGAUCUACAGGAAGCCAAGGUUGAUGUGGGUACGGCAAUAACCGUGCGGCAGCGUGCGCGCCAUUACCGGCCCGCAUCGGAGACCGCCGCCGCCUUGGCGGGUCUGCGUGACGGCGACGCCGUCAACGCAGCGCUGGAGGAGCUGCUGGCGGGUGACGUGGCGGCGUGGCUGCGACUCCAUGCGCUUAACGUCCGGUGCUUCGCUGCGGCUGCGGCGGUGGCAGUGCCGCCGCCGCCGCCGCCGGUGGCGCCGGCGCAAGCUGCGUCCACGGUCGCGACCGCUGGUGUGUCCCGGUUGGGCGUUAGCAGCGAGCCGUCAUCUUCAUCGCCCUCCUACUACUCCUCUUCCCGGAAAGCACGGGACGUGCGCUAGCGUGGCGUGGCGAGCGUGAUGCGCCUGGGGAACAGUUCUGGGCCCCCGGGGGGGGGGUGCAGUCGCCGCCACCGCCGCCGUCGCCGCACGAGUAGCAGCUGUAGCAGCCAUACCACAUGAUGCCCUGACUUGUCAUUAACACUGACGGUAGAGACUUGACUUGGCUUUGCCUUCCCUUUGCUCCAUGUUAUGUCAUGUUAUGUCAUGUUGUUGUUGCCUCCUGUUAUGUGCGCGUGUGUUUGCAUGUUCGCAUGUUUUAUUUUCUUUGAGAGAGAGUCCCCGCAAAUCAACAUUGCGAGUGCUACGACGCAAGAGAGAGAGAGGAUUGUGCCGAACCCCUUAAAAUGCGAUUUUGCACAUGUCGUCGUGCAGCACGGCCAAAAUGGUUUUUCCUCUCGCACGAGCCGAGGGGGACGACGUGUAACCAACUUCCUGUG
Volvox carteri f. nagariensis is the source of this 5234-nucleotide messenger RNA. RefSeq lists its product as uncharacterized. Lineage: Eukaryota; Viridiplantae; Chlorophyta; Chlorophyceae; Chlamydomonadales; Volvocaceae. The transcript is spliced from 20 exons. Gene Ontology annotation, cellular component: exocyst. The record is from RefSeq and is a predicted model, not a curated record. Gene Ontology annotation, biological process: exocytosis; Golgi to plasma membrane transport. Bases 1 to 4797 code for a protein of 1598 amino acids.